AGAUGCGCGGGUCAAGCAAGAAGACAUCAUGGAAAUCUAAACAGCGAAACAUAUUUUCCCUUCAAAGCAAAUCCACGAAUCCACCACUCUCUCUCUCUCUGUUCAUCAUCGCCAUCUUCUCAUCUCGCCCGAAAUUCUCGUUCUCCAGAUCGAGAUGUUAGAUCCUACCCCAAAUUCCUUCAAACCCCAUUUGUAUUUUCCUGAUUCUUCCAACGAUCACCAAGAUUCCGGCGUCUGUUCACCUCCGCUAUGGAAAACGAGCCCGUCGACGAGCCCUCCUCACCGGAACGGUUACCGGAGCCUCUCGCCGUCGUCGAAGGCUCAGGCCAUCGCUCGCGGACAACGAGAGCUUAUGGAGAUGGUUAGUAAGAUGCCCGAGUCGUGUUACGAGCUUUCCUUGAAGGAUCUUGUCGAGGUGAACGCGAACGAGUUAGAGGAGAGGAAGGUGUUCGAUGAAUUGCCUGAGAGAACAAAUAAGCCGAAUAGGGUUGUGAAGAAGAUGAAAAGCGAUAAAUGGCCGGAGAAGAAUCGAGCCGGGGGCAUGAAUAACGGUGGGUUUCUUCUAAAAUUGGGGUUUCCCAUUAACUUGGGUUCCAAGAAAAGGUCGAAGAAGAAGAAGGAUGAUGAUUCUUCUGUAACAAGUAAGGGUUCUUGGUUGUCGCCGAGGAAUUCUUCUGUAACAAGUAAAGGUUCUUGGUUAUCGCCGAGGAAUUCAAUCUCUGCUGGGUCUGAGAGAAAUGGGGAUAAGGAUUGGUGGAAGAAUGAGUUCUCUGAAUCGCAGGGGAGCGAGAGUGGAAUCUCAAGUAAUAACAGUGGAAGCACAAAGAGCAGUGGUAGCAGCAGCAGCAGUAAUCGAAGUCGAAGCAACAGCAUAAGGGCUAACAGUCCCGGUUGCUUGUCUUUCCUCUGGAAACUACACAUGCGGGAGUGAUAAUCGGUGGCUAUACGAAGAGGAGGAGGAGGAGCUCGGUGUGGAAUAUCGGCCCUUAUAAUGUCGAUUCCGCUCUACCGAGGACGGAAAAAGACGACAUCACAAAGAUUCUAACUUUUGCUUGUAAGUUUCCCCAAUUUUUGGUUGUAAUAAUAAGCCAACGUGUUUCCAAAGUGGAAGAUGAUCUGAUGUGUAUAUAGAUGGCAUAGUGUUUGAUUAUACAAGGAAGUAGGCAUUUCCUUCUCUGGUAAAAAUGUUUGUAUCUGGUUUUUUCAGAUACCAUUGGUUCUGAAUCUCCAUUGUAGGGCUUGUAAUAAAAUAAUUUUAUUA
Molecule: messenger RNA, 1261 nt
Organism: Tarenaya hassleriana
Lineage: Eukaryota; Viridiplantae; Streptophyta; Magnoliopsida; Brassicales; Cleomaceae
Exons: 2
Coding region: 155-931 (258 amino acids)
Source: RefSeq, a predicted model, not a curated record